GGUCCCUGCCUGGUCGCGCCGGGCUCCGGUCCCAUGGAUCCCCCCUCCCUGUCGCGCUUGGUAGGGCCCGCUUUGUCAGCGCUCUGCGUUCGCCGGUUACCCACCAGCUCUCGCCCGCUGGCUGCAGACAGCGUCUUCGCGUCGCAGCAGCCGCAGCACCAGCAGCUCAGUCUCGGGCUCGCCUGCCCAGCACCAUCCCCCGGGCCGCGGCGGGAAGAGAAGAAGCCCGGGAGCCUCCGCUCGGACGCCCCCGAGAGUCUGCUCGGCUCGCCCGCGUCGGCGAGGCCUGCGGCUGGGUCGGACGCGCUAGGGGCCGCGGCGGCGGCGGCGGGGGUGGCGGCGGCGGCGGCGGCGGCGCCCGGCAUGUAUCAGAGCCCGCGGCGGCUCUGCUCCGCCCUGCUGCAGAGGGACGCGCCCGGCCUGCGCCGCCCACCCGGCCCGCCGCCGCGCCGCCGCUCGCCCGCGCCCGCCGCCGCCCCCCGCCUCGCUUCCCCCCGGCUCCUGGCGGCGGCCUCGGCGGCCCGCGGCGUCGCGAGGUUGUGCUCCCGAACAGCGCGUCCCAUGGGAAGCAGGCUCUGCAGCGCUCUCACCAAGAGCCUCGACGGCAGCGCCGCCUCCCAGCACCCGGAGUAUCUGGUGGCAGCCGACCUGGAGCACCUGGAGCCCAUUGAUCCUAAAGAGCUCCUUGAGGAGUGCAGGGCCGUCCUGCACACCCGGCCUCCCCGCUUCCAGCGGGGUUUCGUGGAUCUGCGGGCCGAUGGCCCCAGGAGCAGCCACACACCCAUCCGGGUCAUGCAGUGGAACAUCCUUGCCCAAGCGCUCGGAGAAGGCAAAGACAACUUUGUGCGGUGCCCUCUUGAAGCGCUCAGGUGGGAGGAGAGGAAAUGUCUCAUCCUGGAGGAGAUCCUGGCCUACCAGCCGCAUAUACUGUGCCUGCAAGAGGUGGACCACUACUUCGACACCUUCCAGCCCCUGCUCAGCAGGCUGGGCUACCAGGGCACCUUUCUCCCCAAGCCCUGGUCGCCUUGUCUGGAUGUGCAACGCAACAACGGGCCGGACGGCUGCGCCUUGUUUUUCCUCCAGAGCCGCUUCAGGCUCGUCAACAGCGCCAACAUCAGGCUGACGGCCAUGACGCUGAAAACCAACCAGGUGGCCAUCGCGCAGACCCUAGAGUGCAGGGAGUCGGGCCGACAGCUCUGCGUCGCCGUCACCCACCUAAAGGCUCGCGCCGGCUGGGAGCGGUUUCGCUCCGCCCAGGGCUGUGACCUUCUCCAGAACCUGCAGAACAUCACCCAGGGAGCCAAGAUUCCCCUCAUCGUGUGCGGGGACUUCAACGCGGGGCCGACAGAGGAGGUCUACAGGCACUUCGCGUCCUCCAGCCUCAACCUGGACAGCGCGUACAAGCUGCUGAGCGCGGACGGGCAGUCGGAGCCGCCGUACACGAGCUGGAAGAUCCGCACGUCGGGCGAGUGCCGGCACACGCUGGAUUACAUCUGGUACUCGAGGCGCGCGCUCAGCGUGAGGUCGGCCCUGGGCCUGCUCACCGAGGAGCAGAUCGGGCCCAACCGGCUGCCGUCCUUCACCUACCCCUCGGACCACCUGUCCCUCGUGUGCGACUUCAGCUUUAACGAGGAGCCUUGA
This is a messenger RNA of Kogia breviceps (pygmy sperm whale), 1641 nucleotides long. RefSeq names its product nocturnin (gene NOCT). Gene Ontology annotation, molecular function: poly(A)-specific ribonuclease activity. Gene Ontology annotation, biological process: circadian rhythm. The record is from RefSeq and is a predicted model, not a curated record. NCBI's taxonomy places the organism in Eukaryota, Metazoa, Chordata, Mammalia, Artiodactyla, Physeteridae.